CAAGAGCAAACAAACUCGGACAGGAGUAACUCCGAGUAGUUACUAUGCUGGAAGAAAUAUCGAUGCAAAUUUCUCCUGGCAAGGCUGUGGAAAACUUAAGAAUCUGUCUGACUGAGAAAUAUGGUUCAUGAAAGCUCAUCUGGUGGCAAAUUGAUGAGCUGAUUUCUCUUCGCGCCAAAAUUUUGAAGUGAGUUCUGAUCGGGAUUUUCAUCAGGAAAACGUAACAAGUAAGAAACUUAAUGCCAACUAAGAUACCAUUUCAAGUGGUCUACAGUUCCAGUGCUGAUGACAAUCACCGUGAGAAAGAAUUAGAGUUUCAUAGUCCCACAACAAAAGGAUGGCAUUCUUCCAGGUUUUGUCUUUAUCCUCAAGAACUGGUGUUGCUGAUGAAGGAGCCAGUGCGCAUCAGAAAACUUCAGAUACUGUCCCAUCAGUUCAUGAUUUCUAGUAAAGUGGAAGUAUUAAUCAGCAAAGUACCCAGUGGACAGUCCCCAUCCUUGCUGACCUCCAAGUUUAAACGGCUUGGGUAUGUUGGACUCUCUGACAAUGGAAACACCGACUUUAAGGCAAGAGAGCUGAAAUCCAUUCACCUGGAUGCAGAGGGACAUUUUGUCAAGCUAGUCUUACACAAGAAUCAUGUGAACAAGUACAACAUUUACAAUCAGGUUGGAUUGGUGGCUGUUAAUGUGAUUGGCGACAGGCUGGAUACACCCUAUGAUCCAGGCGACUUUGAUUCAUUGAAGAAUGUUGACAGUGUUGUGCAGGGAUACAUAAGCCCUAAUGCAGUCAGUGGUCCUGUUUGGGGAAGAAUUAACAAACCUGAUUACAUCUCACGCAUGGAUGAUUUGGCCUUUGACAUGUAUCAGGAUCCAGAAACUGCAGCUCUCAUCAGAAAACUGGAUGACAGGAAACGAGAAGCUGUGAAGGAGGAAAGAUAUGACUAUGCUAAGAAGCUGACAGCUGUCAUUUCAGACUUAUAUAAGGUUGGUGAGAAGCUCGGAAAGUAUGAAGCAGAAAAGAAAAAAGCUGUUGAAUUGGAAGAUUAUGAUCUUGCCAUGGAGAAGAAAAGACAAAGUGAUGAAUUUCGUUUAUAUGUCUACAAACAGCUGGACAUUCAGGAGCUUUUGGAGUUAGAUGGGAGAAAAACACAUGAACAUAGACCAAUUAAUAUAACUCCACCACCCCUGCCUCCAAUAGCAACAGAUCAGAAUAGACUGCCCCCUACUCCUCAGCGCCAAGAGGAAGAGAGGGACACCCCACCCCUGCUGGCACCAAUAAAACGACAACCUUCUGCAAGAGAAGACACUCCGCCUUUGAUUAGCCCCAGGAAGGAUGACGAUGCUGACGACCGACCUCUUCCUGCUUUAAACAAAAGGUCCCUUGAGGCUGACCAAGAAGUGGAAGGUACCAAGGAGCCUCCUGGAAACACAGAUGGACCAGAGCCUUUGAAGGAGAAUGAUCUCAGAACUGCAGGAUUUGUCAUUGAAGUUUUUGGUGAAGACCUGGUUCAACAUGCUUAUUCUAAACAAUGGAAAUAUCGCCAGGAAGCUAUGGAGAACGUUGAAAAGGAAAUGUCGUCUGAUACACCUCAGCUGAUAUCAGACAAAGAUCCUAAAGCAGUUGUCAAGGCAACAGUGUUCCUUGUACAAAAAGGAAUCAAGGACCAAGUUUUUUCCGUCUUCAGUGAGAGCUUGGAGGUUCUGCGCUCAUUGGUAAAGACGUACAUUCCUCGUCACAAGCUGGCAAAGUCAGAAAUCUCGCAUGUUGCUGAAAAGACAACUCCUCCCCUGCUGACAAAAUCUGGUGAAAUGGCUGCGAGAAGUCGCGAUGUUGCCACUGCCAUGAUAAUGGAGCUAGCUGUACACAAAGAUAUAAAGCUUCUGGGUGUUCUACCGGAUCAUGCUACACGACCAUUUAAAGCAAAACAACAAGUGUCGCCCAGGAUGUACAAAAGCAGGAUUGAGAUUAUCGAAAAGCUUCUUGGAGUUCUGGAAUUAGAUUCUGGUAAACCUGGGAGCCUCUCUACUGGAAAUAUAAUGAGGAUUGUGUUACCUGCACUGGAACAUACCAGCGGUGAUGUGAGGGAUCCUGCAUGUCGUCUCGUUUUGGAGUUGUACAAGAAGGUAAAAGACACUGUUCGUGACUAUCUACCUCCUGACGAGCCAGCCACCCGGAAAAACCCACUCUACAGAAACCUGUUUGACGGGUUUGACCAGAUCGAUGGAAAGCCAACAGAAGCCGAGAGAAAGGCACAAGCAAAGACAGCAGCUGCAAACUCAGAGAAAGCCAAGCAAGCCGAGAUUGCAGCAUUACAGGCUCAACUUCAAGCGCUCCGAGACAUGGCUGGGGAAUCUAACAAAGCAGGAAAUUCUAAGCCAGCUAAAGAAGAACAGAUCGACGUAGACAGAAUGUGUAUCUUCUGCGGUGAGCAGAACGAAUCUUUCACUGAAGAGAUGUUGGAUGUGCAUUACUGGAAGAGCUGUCCCAUGUUAAAAAGAUGCGACCACUGUGCUCAGGUGAUUGAAAUCUCCGGUGUGAGUGAACAUCUGCUGACUGAAUGUGAGUCCAGUGGCAAAUUUGCUCAGUGUCCUCGAUGUAAGGAGGCCGUCCUCAAAGUGGAUCUUGAAGGACACCUCGCCAAAAAAAGCUGCAGCCCAUCUAAAGGUCCCCGCUGUGUUCUGUGUAACAAAACACUUGGCAAAGGAGACGAGGCCUGGAGCAAACAUUUGAAAGAAGAAUGUGCUCCGAACAAGGCGAGGCUGCAGCAGCAAUCAGCUAGCAAAGCUCCAAGCCAAGCAAGUUUGAGAAGUACUCGAGGUAGAGGAGGGAAGACCACGCCCCUUGGAAGAGGUGCAGGAAAGGGGAGAGGUAAAAUAGGUACCUCCUUGCCCAGAUAAUACACGGCUGGUAGUGGAUGUCACUGUUAGGAAAUAAGUAACCAUAAUAAUCUUCAAAUUUUGGCGGCUUAUUUUGCCAUGGGGACUUUGUUUCUGAACUGUUCGAGGUAACUUCAAGACUCCAUGCUGAUUCCUUCUUUUUCAAGCUUGUAACUAUUCGCGCCAUAUUUCAAUGUCUAAAACUGUCCUCCGUUCUCCAAAUGUUGUGGGGUCCAGUUACCUCGAUAUUUUCGUCGUUCGAAGUCGAGCGGACUCCUGUUGGUAUAUCACUUUAAUUUUGCCGAAGGAUAUCUUCAGGCAUACUCCGCCACUCUUCCCCGCCCCCAGUUUUUUUCACUGACCCUAGGGGUGUAAGGUAUUAGAGUCAGCUGACAAUCUUUUUGGUGUAAGCUUUCCCAAUUAUUGCAUCUUCGUUUGACUGAUGUGUGAAGUGGCUAUUUAAUGAUGUAUAUUGUUAUAUUAUAAGGUAUAACAAUGUCGUGUCGUUGUAUCUUAAUCUUAUUUAUACUUGACUUAUAUCAUCCUAACUGUUUACAAAUCGUUGAUUAAAUUGUACAGAAAUUUUCUACUGCCGCUGGCUGUAGAUCUAUUAAGUUUUAACGCGUUUAAUAUGGUAUUGCUGGUUUGUAUUUGGUGUACGUUGGUCAAUUUAUUAAAUCAUCUUUGUAACUUGA
Messenger RNA from Stylophora pistillata, 3571 nucleotides. Its product is annotated as centrosomal protein of 104 kDa. Lineage: Eukaryota; Metazoa; Cnidaria; Anthozoa; Scleractinia; Pocilloporidae. The record is from RefSeq and is a predicted model, not a curated record. Gene Ontology annotation, cellular component: cilium.